CCUUCUCGCGGGAGCUAUAUAAGCGCAAAGCAUCAUUUCAGUCGACACCUCAUCCACCUGACUUUAUUUGCAGCAAUAAUGGCGUUUUCUACUCCAGUUUCUAUGUUUUGGGUAUUAUUGGCGACGGUUUCCUGUCUCAUCGUCAAUGCAGUUGAAGAGGAACUAGCAUCUCUUCCUUCUGCUGGAGUCGUUCGCCAAUCCAAGCAAAUGUUUGCCCCACCACUUUAUAGUUAUUACAAUCCCUAUGGGGCUCCGAUUUGGAUCCCAACACUGGUACAAGGUGAAAUUCAUCCUCAAUCCGGAUUAUUGUUUUCAGCCGACUACAAAUCAGCCCUAACGGACAGAGCAGCUCGAAAUGAGGACAUUUCCAUUACCCCAGCAGCUACAGCUUGCAGGUUUAUGGCCAGCUCCCUCAGCAGUUGCAUGAAGUCGUCAACUGCCGUGUCUGGAACUAUCACUAUCCAAUUUUCUUCUGCUGGUGCCCAAGUCGCUACGGUGUCAAUCGCGCCAAACAAGUUGCUUUAUUCCAGAGUAACAAUAACUUGUACUGAAUUGUCCAGCGGUGGUGCUGUUGCUGUCUACAUGAAAUCCGGCGCUGCUGACGCAGUUCCUUCGUUCGCAGCACCUUUCACGACGACUGAACUUAAACCUGUACAAAUGGUGGCGAUUGCAACUUCUGACACUGCUAAGGUGAAAUGCAGUUGGUCAUCCUCGUUUUAAUCACUCGACGUUCUACAAGUACACAACAGGCCGGCCUAUGCAUAAUAAUGAAGCUUCGUUUGCCGUACUAAAUAUACAUAUUAACAACACAAUCAGCGAUUUACUAUAUUGUCGUUGGUGUGACGGGUGACGGGCUAUAAUAUGGAUUGAGUUUACGCUGGCGUUAAUGUCCAUGUAGUUUAUUUAAAAGUAGAAGAAUACAUUGAUUUGAAGAACUGCAA
Messenger RNA from Daphnia pulicaria, 941 nucleotides. RefSeq lists its product as uncharacterized. The transcript is spliced from 5 exons. Bases 79 to 720 code for a protein of 213 amino acids. The record is from RefSeq and is a predicted model, not a curated record. Lineage: Eukaryota; Metazoa; Arthropoda; Branchiopoda; Diplostraca; Daphniidae.